Messenger RNA from Mya arenaria, 1921 nucleotides. RefSeq names its product calcium-binding protein P-like. The record is from RefSeq and is a predicted model, not a curated record. NCBI's taxonomy places the organism in Eukaryota, Metazoa, Mollusca, Bivalvia, Myida, Myidae. The transcript is spliced from 4 exons. Bases 617 to 1231 code for a protein of 204 amino acids. Gene Ontology annotation, cellular component: membrane.
UAUAUAUGGUUUAAGAUACCGUGGAAUUGUACGGGUUUGAAUGCGUUUCGAUGUGGAAGGAUGAAUUGCGUCACAAGUUAAGUAAACUCGUAAAGCAAGAUUUCCAGUUUUUAUCAAAAAAUGAAUAGUUAAAGGUGAUAUGUGGUUAACUAAAACAUUUUCCGUUGUAUAGUUUAUACCAAGGCUCAAAAAGGACAGUUGCUUCAAUCAAUAUACUAUAAGUUCUGUGGUUAACCACACACGAUCGAAACCAUUAUACAGACUUGGAAGCCCUAUAGAAGAUAUUUUCUUUGAUAUUUUAAAUACACUUACAGUGGGAAAAACAAGUCCGUUUAUAUAAUAAUUAGACGGCACAAGCUAUGCUAUUAAAUCAAAUAACUUAACAAGCAUACAAUCAAUAUUUUGAUAAAGUAUGCAUUAACUUAUAUCCCGUAUAUUUCCGUGUGAAUCCACUCAAUACAAUAUUCAGUUCAUGUAAACAAGGCUGACUCAACAACGCCAGCUUAGUAUCGAUCAUUCGACUGCCACUGGAUGAAUGAAGCGUAUUCGCCCAACUGUGGCGACGUAAACACAUAGUGUUAUGCACAUACACAUUAUAAAUUAAACGGAAUACAACAUGGCUCACGAUGGUGAGAAAUAUCCAAUGACUGGCGGUCAAGACGCUCCUGGUUCGACCCCAUACGGCCAGCCUGGUCAGCCCCCAUAUGGCCAACCUGGUCUGCCCCCAUACGGCCAGCCUGGUCAGCCCCCAUACGGCAAGCCUGGUCAGCCCCCAUACGGCCAGCCUGGUCAGCCCCCAUACGGCCAGCCUUGUCAACCCCAAUAUGGACCACCUGCAGGCCAGCCCGCCUAUGGUAAUCCGGGGUAUGGUCAGCCACAACAAGGUUACCCACCACCAGCGUAUGGCCAGCCACAGUAUGGUGGUCAGCAAGUGAUUGUGACCCAGCCAGGCGGGGCACCAGGGGCAGUGUACGUUCAGCCCCGUCCUACAAAUUACAUGAUCCCCUCAAUACUGGCAUGCCUCUUUUGCUUCUGCCCAACCGGCCUCUGCGCAAUCUACUACGCCCACAAGGCCAACCAGUCAGCUGACGAUGGGGACCUUCCACAUUCUAACCAGCUCGCCAGGAGCGCCCGCAACCUCAUUAUAGCCAGUGUUGUCGUGUUUAUGUGCUGGCUUGCUCUUGUCGUCGUCCUCAGAUUCCUUGGAUACUUUUCAUACUACAGAUAUUGAUAUUGAGAACUCACAUGGACGUGUGCAUAAGUGUUUUCAGUAGUCCUUAUAGACGCAUUACAAUUCUUUAAAACUGCCUAUAAAAAUACUUUUUUGUAUAUUUUACGUGUUUCUUUUUAAAUAUUUUAUUGAGUCCCGCUGUAUUGUAUUCAGGUUUAUUGAAAUAGUCUUAGGCACGACCACAACUGUAGCGAAAUAUUUGAUAUACAUUUUUGUACUUUUUUUGCAGUCAUAUCCAACUAGUAUGAGUGUCUGGUUAUUAAAUGAUGGGGUAAAUAUACAGUAAAUAAUUUAACACAUGUGUUAGGGAAUUCAGUACAUGAAUAAUACUGAGAUUUGUGAGAGGCCUUGAAGCCGUUGGGUUGUUUCUUGAUGGACCAGAGUCCGUCAUAUACAAGCGCUAGCAUUUCCUCAACUUUUUAAGUACUAUGGUAAAAAGGUGUUGUUAUGGCACUUGUUAUUCGGAUGCAAGGUAUCCAGACCGUUUUUAAUUUAAAAUUAAAUAACACAUUGCGAGCCAUUUCAGGUAUUCAUUUCUUUAUAUUGAGCAACUUUAUUUGUGAAAAUGUUACACUACUUUAAAAAUGUUUUAUAAGAUACUGUGCAUUCUACAAAACAAAUUAUCUCGACAUUGAAGUUAUAAUAUAAGUGCUUUGUAUAUAAUAUUAGAAACAUUAAACUUUAAACUAU